Molecule: messenger RNA, 2958 nt
Organism: Bipolaris zeicola 26-R-13
Lineage: Eukaryota; Fungi; Ascomycota; Dothideomycetes; Pleosporales; Pleosporaceae
Exons: 2
Biological process (GO): positive regulation of G2/M transition of mitotic cell cycle; establishment of cell polarity
Cellular component (GO): cell septum; cytoplasm
Source: RefSeq, a predicted model, not a curated record
CAGGCAACCGAUCGAGCACAAGAGCUGGACCGCCUGUACCAAAUGCGGAACCCGCCCCGCCGAGGCCACGCGCCCCAGAUUUCUAUCAGCGAUGACAACCAUCACGUCACCGAGGCCAUCGGCGACCUCUACGGCGGAGACAGCGACACCGAGUCUAACAGACGCAGCCUGAGGCCUCUAAGCUUCAUCCCCAGCCCCAACGGCGAUUCCAUCCAGUCUUUUGGUGCCUUUGAGGCCUUUGACCCCUUCCCCAACGCUCCUCCGGCCAGGUCCCCGCUGCGGCCCCAAUUGUCCUCCGACCACCCCGCCUCCCCAGCCAGCUCAUACAAUGGUUCCGACGCGCCCCAAAACAAGGUUGCGCUGGGUAGGGACUCGUCCAACGGCGACCACAUGUCUCCCCCGCUGUCUCGUUCAAACUCGGGCACUGCCUCGCACCAGUUUCCCCUCAAUGAUCUCGACUACGAGUCGAGCCCUGCCGGUCUCGCGCAGGAACUGAGUAACCUGCAGGCUAUCCGGAGGAUGUCCAUGGGCGUCAACAGUGCUGAUCCGGAUCUGCCGUCAUUUCAAUCUGCCAACUCGCCCCCGUCGCCCCCCGCCGUAUCGGAAGAAGACGAGUCGAAGCUGUUUUGGGUCCCCGCCCGAUUGCACCCCGAACUCGCUCCCAUGGAGUUCAAAACGUUUAUUGAAGACAAGAUUGACAAGACCAGGCGCCGCUCGGGAGAUUCGGACUCACUAAAUCCAGACGCUGCUCUCGGACGUCAGGGUUCGGGAGCUGGGCUGCGGCGGAAGAAGUCGAUGCUCUCCAGACAGAUUGACACUGGUUCAGGCUACAAGGAUGGGGCCGAGAGGCUCGAGAGGAAACGCUCUGGCGCCAGCAAACCCAACGGAGGUCUGGACAACCUCCAGGAGCUGGAGAACAUCCAAGAAGAUCCCGUGUCACUCAUAAGGCGCAUGAGCAUUGACCACAAGACCUUUGGUGGCGAAGGUGAGCUGGGCGAUGACGGAGAUUUGCCCAUUGUCCCGGGUAGCAAAAUGGGUGGCAUGGGAACGCUGAAGCGAUCCACACGCACCACCUAUAGACGAGGCAGUAUACGAAAGGGAGGCCCGGCCCUUUCGCGGCGACUGGUCAGCGGCCGACAGGCAGAGACGGAUACCGAAGACUCUCCCUCUACCUCGCCUGUACAGUCUACAGACAGCAUACCCGAAGUCCCUCCCCUACCUCUCUCCCGUACCCAUUCUGAACCUGUUAACUCAGCGUUUGAAGAGUCGUCCAACAACUUCUCAAGGCCUCCUCCGCCGAAUCGCACGACUUCCAACAUUGAAAGACCAAGCUCAGCAGAAGAAGCUCCCGGUUCAGCUUCUCCUGAGCAGAAAUCGUCUCCUCAGCCAAGACGCUUCCAUUCGAGAAUUGCUUCCAACGGCCGGACAACAGCACCUCUGCCAGGAUAUGUUCCUCCCCAACAACAGGUACCUCAGAUUAUCGAGACAUCCCCCCAGCAAGAUCAAAGACCGCUGCAACUGCCCGAACGGUCCUCUUCACGUCAACUUCCGCCUCCGUCUCAACAGCAACCAGCUGGUCCUCGCAGCUAUCCACAGCCCCAGCAGCCGCCUUCGAACCAACAACGCCAGCCUCCUGCAGCUCGACAGAAUCGCCAUGCUCAGGCUGCACAGGCCUCUCCUAUUAAACCCUCCCAGUCAAUGGACGAUCUGGUAGGCCAUGGAUCUCCAAUGCCUGGCACCAGCAAUCGGGUCGAUUCCUUGUCAAUCAUUCCCAACGCUCCCGAUGAGAGGAAGUUGGAAAAGAAGUCCAAGGACAAGAAGGAUGGCUCCGAAGGCCCCAGGAAAACAAGUUGGGGAUGGUUUGGUGGCGACAAGGAAAAGGAAAAGGACAAGAGCGAAAAGGACAAGGACAAGGAUGCUGCUAAAAAGACCAAGAACAAGCUUAGUAAGCCCCAAGAAAAAGGACAUGAUGACACCAGACUCGAUCUGCUGCAGACAUCGAUACAGGGCGGCGGCCGUGGACGCGAAAGCGUGGUACUGGACCGUGAAAAUGUCAAACUGGAAGAGGAGCGCAAAAAGGAGAGUGCCAAGAAGACUGCCGGCGAUGGCAAGAAAGAGAAGGAACAUGGUUUGUUGUCAAGCAUCUUCGGAGGUGGAAAGAAGAAGGGCGAGAAGGAGUCGUCUCAUAAGAAGAAUGCCUCUCGCGGAUUGUCACCAGACCCCCCGGUACGCAUCCUGAAGCCCGACAUUGACUACAACUGGACUCGGUUUUCGAUUCUCGAGGAACGUGCCAUCUACCGCAUGGCUCAUAUCAAACUCGCAAAUCCCCGUCGCGAACUCUACUCGCAAGUUCUGCUCAGUAACUUUAUGUACUCGUAUCUUGCAAAGGUGCAGCAAAUGCAUCCGCAAAUCUCCAUUGGCAACUCGAAGCAGGCAAAGCAGGCUCAACAAGCCCAGCAGGCCCAGCAAGCGGCGCAGCAAAAGAAGGAGCAACAAAUGCAGCAACAACAGCAACAGCUGCAGAUGCAGCAGCAACAAGUCGCUCAGCAACCACAACAAGCGCCUCAGCAGCAGCAACAGCAAGCACAGCCAGAGGAGUUUGCUCAAUACCAGCGGUACCAGCAGCAACAGCAACAGCAACAACAGUACGAGCAGCAAGAAAAGACUCAGGAGUGGCCUAGCGUAUAUCAGCAACAAGAAAAUGGCUUCUCGCAGCAACCCCAGCAAAAUGGGAACCAUCAGAAGAGUGCCUCUCAAGGUGCCGCAUAUAACCAGAACCCACGCGACUCGCAUCAUUCCAACUACAGCGCAAAUGGCGGUAGCGGUGGCGGCGGUGGUGGUAGCGGAUACAGUGUCGCCAAUGCCCAUAACUACUUGGGCCAGCCAAGCAACGGUAGCUACACUCAUUAUGCCGAGUCUGGCCAGGGAGCGAAGACGGCUGAUGAUGACAUGUGGUAG